AUGGUAUUAUCCAGCGCAACGCACGUCGGACAACGGCCGGAAAAGCAGCGCAAGCGGAUGACGAGGAAUCCCAAACUGCAGGUCGACUACGUUCUGACGAGGAACAUCCCCUUGUCAGAUAUCCGAAAACUCAGAGCUGUUUGGGACGUUGUCUUCGACUCUGACCACCGCCCAGUUCUUCUUCCGCCAACGUGUGUCUAUUCAUACUUUACAACCGUUUUCAACGCUCUUCAUCGAAGCCGUCUUCCCAACGCGCUCCGCGAAGAUGGAACACCAGCUAAGUUCGUUCGCUUGCUUGGUGACAUGAAUCAGCGAACAACUGCAGCAGUUCGAACACCAGUUGGUUCUACAACCCUAUUUGAGGUGGUAACUAGAGUAAGACAAAUGGCACUGGGAGGACCCUUCCUGUUCAACUUCGCUAUCGACGACAUUAUGCGAAGAACAAUCGAUCAGUGUCCUGCCGACAUCGUUUUAGCAUCACCAUCCAUCAGGGUGUCCCUUGACUUAUCUUGA
This is a messenger RNA of Necator americanus (New World hookworm), 513 nucleotides long. RefSeq lists its product as uncharacterized. The record is from RefSeq and is a predicted model, not a curated record. The transcript is spliced from 3 exons. NCBI's taxonomy places the organism in Eukaryota, Metazoa, Nematoda, Chromadorea, Rhabditida, Ancylostomatidae. Bases 1 to 513 code for a protein of 170 amino acids.